CAUAGUUUUCACGUUUGCAUUCGAGUACAAACCUGUUUAUAGCUGAUAUGCAAUUUGUCAGGUCAACAAAUGAACUUUACAACUAAUAGGUGGAUUUAACUUGCUCGUGUCAUAACAACACAGGAUACGGACUAAACGCAUCUAUUGUUUAACAAAAAGAACUUCACUACAGCUUAAUUAUUUUGCGAUUGUGAACGCUGACAAAAUUAGAGCUAUGAUUUUUGUAAUGACAUUAAGCACUGCUCUAUUAUUGGCAUUUACUGCGGUCCAAGCUUCCCCAGAGCUGUUAAAAAGGCCACCACUCGACUGUUCCUUGGUGUUUUGUGCUGUUCCUGUAUGUGCGGAAAAUGAAGAACGAUACACUCCCCCUGGCAAAUGUUGUUCACAGUGUCGACCUUUAGAUUGCUCUUCGGUCGCCUGUUUGGAUCCUAUUUGUCUGAAUAACGAGGAAAUAUUCACACCCCCUGGCCAGUGCUGUAAUCAGUGUCGACCUAAAGUUUGUUUGGCUGACUGUUUAGAUCCAAUGUGUCUAGAUAGUGAGGAGUAUUACACGCCCCCUGGCGAGUGCUGUCAACAAUGCCGACCUGCAGGAUGUUCACUGGAGCAAUGUGUUCUUCCGAUGUGUUUAGACGGACAGAAACUAUAUACAACACCCGGAAAGUGCUGCCCAACAUGUAGAUUAAUAGGGUGUCAACAGGGAGGCAUUUUAUAUGAAAAUGGAGAUAAUGUGCCUUCAACUUCAAAACCACUUGAUCCAUGUGAGCGUUGUUCAUGUCUGGAUGAGACGAUAGUAUGCGAUCAUCUGUUUUGCCCCGACUGUGCUGGUUUCAAGCCCCCAGGUGCGUGUUGCCCAAUUUGUGGUACCUUCCCAGGCGAGCUUGCUACAGAGUGAUAAUUGAUUGACAAUUAGUGUUUGCUAACGACUCAGUGUGAACCUUAAAGAACAAUUUACGUUAUGGUAAGAUAGUUUCGUGAUAAGUGCUGCAGACGCACAACCAUCAGCGUAAAAUUAACUGACGUUUUAAGCAAGAUAUUAUUAAACUACAGAUAUGAGUCUUCAUGUUUAAUACCUUGUCAUUUUAUGCAAUAUUUCAUAAAUAAGAUAGCUGCAUGCAUUACAUGAACCAUUUAACAUUGUGUUUCAUAAACUGUA
Mya arenaria is the source of this 1153-nucleotide messenger RNA. RefSeq lists its product as uncharacterized. The coding region runs from base 215 to 892 and encodes 225 amino acids. Gene Ontology annotation, molecular function: protein binding. The transcript is spliced from 4 exons. NCBI's taxonomy places the organism in Eukaryota, Metazoa, Mollusca, Bivalvia, Myida, Myidae. The record is from RefSeq and is a predicted model, not a curated record.